AUGCCCGUCAAUAUUUGCGUGCUCGCCAAACAGGUCGUCGACCCUGAAAUGCCAGCCGCUGCGUUCCGGAUCGACGCCGACUCCAUGCGGGUGGUUCCCCCGCCCAACAUACCGCCGGUGGUCAACGGUUUCGACGAAAACGCCGUGGAAGCUGCGCUACGGAUCAAAGACGCCCAGGGCGCCAACAUCACCGUCAUCUCCUCCGGUACGGCCUUCGCCCUCGACGUCAUGAAAAAACCCCUUUCCAUGGGAGCCGACGAACUCAUCCUGCUGCAGGACGACUCCUUCAGCAAUACCAUUGACGCAUUCCUCACGGUGCAAAUGCUGACCGCCGCCAUCAACAAACUCGGCGGUUUCGACCUCAUCAUCUGCGGGCGCCAGGCGUCUGAUUGGGACAACGCUCAGGUCCCCCUGGGAGUCGCCGAAACCCUGGGCAUGGCCUGCAUAACCCUGGGGAAAAAAGUAGACGUUCAGGACGGCAAGGUAAUCGUGGAGCGUCUGGCGCCCGAUGGUUACGACGUGGUAGAAGCCCAACUGCCGGCAUUGGUAACCGUCAGCAACGAGCUGGGACAACCUCGUUACCCCACUCUGCGGGGCAUCAUGGCCGCCACUCGAAAGCGACCUACCGUGUGGACCGCCGGCGACCUGGACAUCGCCCCCGAUCGUUUGGAACCGCGCAUCACUCUUCACGACCUCUUCGUCCCCCAGCGCGAUCAGGCAUGCGAACUCAUAGAGGGCGAUGACGACGCCGAUGCAGCCCGCAAACUGGCCCUUCGCCUCCGCGAAGACCGCCUGAUCUAG
Molecule: messenger RNA, 801 nt
Organism: Geodia barretti
Lineage: Eukaryota; Metazoa; Porifera; Demospongiae; Tetractinellida; Geodiidae
Source: the annotation of a GenBank genome assembly